This is a messenger RNA of Dimorphilus gyrociliatus, 3327 nucleotides long. Lineage: Eukaryota; Metazoa; Annelida; Polychaeta; Dinophilidae. The record is from the annotation of a GenBank genome assembly.
GAGAUAACGUUCAAUUUUGCUGGAGUCAUAUUAAAUAUGGCUUCAGGUCAAAACAACAAUGAUCCACCAGCUAUAUCUAUAAUUUUUGUAAGUAAUUUUCGUCUUUAUAGUCGUAUAAUGUAAUUUAAUCAAAAAUACUAACAGAACAACUAUGAAAGUCCCCCGCCGUAUUCAACUGUACAAUUAACGACAAAUGUAAAUCCUAGUGAGUCAACUGAACCGCCUCCAUAUAAUGAUAACGUUUAUCCCCAUGAGCCUCCUCCAACCUACAACAGCUUAUACGGUCAAGUAAUGGAAGCUAGAAACCAAUCAUCUAGCUCAAUCGAUUUUAUUAAUAAACUUUUAAAUAUUUUAAAGGUUUCAUUGGGUUAUAUAUUGUUCUUUUGUAUUUCCCUUGCUUUAUCAUUAUCGUUCAUCGUUAUGGGGAUUAAGUACAGAAACCAAUGUCAGCUAGAUAGACGAAUACCCAUAUUUAUGAUUUUUGGAGGUUGUAUGUGGAUGAUUAAAAAUUUAUUGUAUAUAGGCGAGAGUAUAUAUUUUACGUGUCGAAAGGACAGGGAGGAGAAUGAGAAUGAGUAUGGAAACUCAUCAGCAUGCGUAUCCAGAACUCACACGUUUUUAAGUAUCUGUCUAUUUCCGUGGUUUAUAACAAUGAACAUUUGGAUGUUUGUUUUGUUUUCAAGAGUUUCAUCAGAUGCAAACGAUGAACGUUACUGUAAUUCAGUGUUCUUCAAUUUCGUCUUUGGCUCCCUACUAUCUAUUGUUCUUGCUUAUAUGUCAGUCUUAUUUAUUUUGUGUGCCUGUCGAGGUUUCCGUCCCAAAGAAAAUACAACCUCAGAAAACUAAGUUUACAAAGUCAAAUUAAUAUAAAACAUAAAUAUUAAGGUAGAGAGUGUUUGCGUAUGUUUAGUACCGAUCCUUUAUUGACCUUUCAGUCUUCAACGUUCUUUAAAUAUCUAAAAAGGGAAGGAGCUGAUAUAUUCUCUUUUAAAUAUGAGUGAUGACGAAGAAGUUGAAGAAUUAGGCUCAGGUGACGUUGAUUCGGAGAACUUGACGGCUAUUAAAAUAUCUGAGAAACUCGUUGAGGCUAUUCGCUUAAAUAAUCCUCCAAGAUUUAGACGUCUGAUAAAUAAAUAUCAACAACAAGCAGCUCAGAUCUGUAAUACCCCAGGACCAGACCUAUAUUGUGCGACUACCGCAGCAGCUGAUCUUGGUAAUACGUCUCUCCUCUCUGAGUUAUUUGAGAAAAAUGUCCCCUUACAUUGGUCAGAUGGACAUGGCUGGAUGCCUCUACAUGUUGCUUCUAGAAGUGGGAGAGUUGAAGCCGUAAAAUUUCUUAUAGAGGAAGUAAAAGUAAACCUUGAUUAUAAAACUCGAAGCGGUUGGACAGCUCUUCAUCUUGCCAUUCUAAAAGAUCACGACUCUGUAGCCGAGCUUCUAAUAAGACAUAGAGCAAAUGUAAACGCUCCAGGCCCCAAUAACUGGACACCAAUCCAUAUUGCAGCCCAUGGCGGUUUUGAUCAAAUACUAAGUAAAAUUAUUUAUUUUGCUGAAAAGAGAAUUGAUUUAUCAGCGAAAACCGAUGGGGGUAGCACAGCUAUAUCUUUGUCUUUAGCUCAACAAAGAACUGAGGCUUUCAGGCAGCUUAUAGCUAUCAAAGGAUCAAAUAUACUAAAAGAUGGUCUAUACCCUAUUCAUCUUAUUUGUCUUUACUCCAGAAUAGAUGCCUUUAAAGCUUAUAUAGAAACAGAAGGAUAUGAUUUAAAUACUAUGUCAGAAGAUGGUAAGGGAAUGACAGGUCUUCAUAUAAGUUGUCAAAGAAAUGAUGUAGACAUGGUUCGCUUACUGCUCGGUAAAGGAGCCGACCCAAACUUAAAAGAUGUUGAAGGGCGAAUGUCUACACACUAUGCGGCUGAAUAUGGGGAUGCUAAGCUAAUGCAGGUUCUGUUAAGUCAUCGCGCCUACCUGAAUACUCCUGAUAUAAAAGGGAAUAUUCCGCUUCACAUCGCAAUUGAGAAAGGAAAUAGAUCGGUUGCUCGUCAUAUUAUCCCACUCUCAGAGAUAAAUAGUAGAAAUGUAGAUGGCUUCGCGCCACUCACUAGUUGUGCCAUCUACUGUCUUCCAGAUAUCGCAGAUUUAUUAAUAUCAGAGAAAGGGCGAAUUGACUGUAAUAUUCGCGAUUCAAAAAAACGAACUCCCCUUCAUCAUGCUGCUAAUAAGGGAAACUCCCAAAUGAUAAGAAGUUUAAUAAAAAAUGGAGCAGCAGGUUGGCUCCAGGAUGAGAACGGCAAAACGCCUUUACAUAUAACAAGUGCUAGAGGUUUUAGUCAAUGCAUGAAAAUUUUACUAAAAUCCGGAAGUGUAGUAGACAGUCGUACAUACGAAAAUCUAACUCCUUUACAUAUGGUAGCCAAUGAAGAGGUCUGCAAGUUACUUUUGGAGCAUGAUGCUACAGUAAGUGCCAGUUGUGAUUGUGAAUCUUGGAUGCCAAUUCAUUUUGCAGCCUACAAAGGUUUAGCUGAAGUUUGCGAACUAUUGUUGGAGGCAGGUGCGGGAGUCGAUUCUUUAGCAGCAGAUAAUAUUACACCACUUCAUUUAAGUGCAUUUCAAGGUCAAGUAGAUAUCUUAACAUUAUUUUUGGAGAAAGGUGCAGCCGUUAAUAAGAUUUCUCAAAAAGGUCGUUGGACAUCUUUACAUAUCGUUUCUGAGAAAGGUUAUCAUGAGUGUUCAAAAAUACUUCUUGACUAUGGCGCUUUACCUAGCCUUUGGAGCAGAACAGGAGAUACAUCGUUGCACACAGCUUGCAGAUGGGGUUUCGACAAAAUUGUAAACGAAAUUUUGAAUAGGCCUAAUAUAGAAAUAGAUUACGAUGCCGCAAACUCAGUUGGGUUGACUGCUGUUGCUUUGGCCUCUCGAUAUGGCCAUGUAUUAUGUGUACAGCGAUUGAUACAGAGCAAAGUUAAUAUAGAGAAAAAGGAUGAUGACGGAGAUUCACCCCUUCACUUAGCUGUAAGGAAUAAUCACGAAGAUGUUGUCAAAAUGUUAGCUUCAAAUAAGGCUGAUGUUAAUUCUUAUGGUUGUGGCGGCUGGACACCUUUACACCUUGCUUCGUCGUUUGGCUACAUUAGUGUUAUUGAUUCACUGUUAUCUUCACCUGAAAUUGAAGUUGACAAACCAACAAAUGACGAAAAUCGCUUGACAGCCAUCUCCUUAGCAGCUAUUGAAUCUAAAGAAGAUUGUGUCAGAUUGCUGGCAAGUGCUGGUGCAGCUCAUAAUCAACCUUCAAGAUUGGGCCAGCGGAUUCGUUCAUUUUUGCAAUCACAAUAA